Exaiptasia diaphana is the source of this 733-nucleotide messenger RNA. RefSeq names its product transcription factor Dp-1-like. The transcript is spliced from 7 exons. Gene Ontology annotation, biological process: regulation of transcription by RNA polymerase II; regulation of cell cycle. Bases 10 to 675 code for a protein of 221 amino acids. Lineage: Eukaryota; Metazoa; Cnidaria; Anthozoa; Actiniaria; Aiptasiidae. Gene Ontology annotation, molecular function: DNA-binding transcription factor activity, RNA polymerase II-specific; RNA polymerase II transcription regulatory region sequence-specific DNA binding. Gene Ontology annotation, cellular component: nucleus; transcription regulator complex. The record is from RefSeq and is a predicted model, not a curated record.
CAUCAAGGAAUGGCUGAAAGCAAACGCACCAGACCUCCUCCACAUUCAAGUGGGCUGCAUACAUAUACGAAAAUGGUACUUGGAAUACUCCAAGAAAAGGAAGUAAUCAGCAUUGAUAAGAUUUUUGACAUAAUAUACAAGGAACUUAAUAGAGCGARUGACGAAGUCCACAAGGAUUCUUUGACUUAUACCAGCAAAAACGUCUAUAGAAGACUAGGAGAUGUUCUCAAUGGUUUUGCUGCAAUCGGGAUGAUAUCAAGAGAAGGGAGAAUCGUCAAAUGGUUAGGUUAUCCAAACUGCGAAGAAGAAGAAGAAAAAAAGAAGCUAAAGGACGAGAAACAAAAGCUUGAAGAGUGCAUCCAAGAAAAAAUUGAAAGCCUGGAAUCACUGACUAGCAAGUCAAUGUCGUUAARGAGACUGGUUCGCAUGAGAAAGAACGAGGUAAAGGAACAACAGCAAGGCAUUGUUGAUCUGCCCUUCAUUGCCAUUAAAACCRAUAAGAGKACCAACGUGGAAUGCAGUGUUUCUUCUGAUUGGAUUCAAUAUCUUUUCAAAUUUGAUCGUCCAUUUGAAAUCCUUGACAACAUGGAAGUUCUACAGAAAAUGGAUUUAGGCUGUGUGAAUUGUAGGGACUUGGCCUCCAACCUWCCAUCCUCAUCGGCUGAGCAUGAGUGAUAGUUACUUGAAAGUUACUUGAUAGUUACUGAAAAAUGAAAGUAUCACAAGAUGCCAA